AUGACCUUCACUUCCGAACCAUCUUUUCUCAAAAAAUGGCUUUGCUUCGACCGGCUGCUCGUUUGGGAGGCAUUUUCAAGCAAUGUGGGCGCCUAAUCGCUACCACACAAGCAAAUAGAAGUUAUGCUGAUAUGGCUUUUACAUUUGCAUCACCAUCAGAGGUAUUCUAUAGAGAUGCCAGUGUGAAGCAGGUUGACGUCCCUUCCUUGUCUGGCGACUUUGGUAUUCUGCCGGAACACGUUCCAUUACUAGCUGUUCUGAGACCAGGAGUUGUCAAGGUAUACGAGGAGGAUGGCUCCACUAAUAAUGUUUUUGUGAGCAGUGGAUCAGUCACCAUCAAUUCAGAUUCGUCUGUUCAAAUCCUAGCAGAGGAAGCGACACCCCUAGACAGAGUAGAUGGUCAGGCAAUCCGGGAAGGACUCACCAAAGCCCAACAAGAACUGACAUCCGCUUCAUCAGAGGUAGCAAAAGCCGAGGCCCAAGUAGCGAUCGAUUGUUACGAAGCUUUACAAAAGGCAACAGGACAUUAAGAUCAGUGAUUUUAGGGAGCAUUUUGGAGUGUGUACAUAUGGUAGAAUCAUCCUUUGAAAAUUAAAAAUCUCAUAACUUUGACAUCAUUUGAACAUCACAAGUGGAUUCCCCUUCUCAAAGUUAGACAACAAAUGUUACUUUGAACAAGAAAUUAUGAAACAAGUUUUUAUUUAUUCUUGAUAACUGACUGUCGGAAGCAGUAAUGAUAUCCUGUCUUGUUUCUUGCAUCUGAAGUUGUUGCAGACUUGUCUCAUUUGAGUAAUAUAGUGUAGGCCGUGAAAAGUUAAGAACAAGUUUGUGAAAAUUCUCGUUUUCAUUAGGCGGUUUUCAUGAUAUUCACUAAUUUACACCCGAAACCUAAAAUAGAUGGUCUCGCAAAUAAGCUGAUCAACAGACCUAAAUUUGUAUUACUCAAGUGUUUGUUAACAUGUGCAGUCAUGCCAGUUUCCUUGACUAUUCAAUUGAAAUGCAAGACUUAAGAAAUUUAUUAAGUUUUGUAAUAAGACCUAACUGUUUAGUACUAGUAUAUCAAGUUAUUUGGACCACACACAAAAAAACUGGACAGUAAGAAAUGCUCCAGAGAGACAUUGAUACUGUAUGAGAUGAUUGAGAACUUUAGGUUUUGCUGUGAACUUAGGAAGUCCUGUGAUUAACUCACUAGAUUGUGCUGUUUAUAUUCAAAUUGAAUUGGUAAUAAUUGCACCAUUCUCGAA
Lineus longissimus is the source of this 1244-nucleotide messenger RNA. RefSeq names its product ATP synthase subunit delta, mitochondrial-like. Gene Ontology annotation, biological process: proton motive force-driven ATP synthesis. NCBI's taxonomy places the organism in Eukaryota, Metazoa, Nemertea, Pilidiophora, Heteronemertea, Lineidae. The record is from RefSeq and is a predicted model, not a curated record. Gene Ontology annotation, molecular function: proton-transporting ATP synthase activity, rotational mechanism. The transcript is spliced from 4 exons. The coding region runs from base 36 to 530 and encodes 164 amino acids.